Capsicum annuum is the source of this 1982-nucleotide messenger RNA. RefSeq names its product protein NEN1. The coding region runs from base 320 to 1831 and encodes 503 amino acids. The record is from RefSeq and is a predicted model, not a curated record. Gene Ontology annotation, molecular function: 3'-5' exonuclease activity; nucleic acid binding. The transcript is spliced from 6 exons. Lineage: Eukaryota; Viridiplantae; Streptophyta; Magnoliopsida; Solanales; Solanaceae.
UCUUUGAGUGACCGACUAAAAAGAAGAUAGAUACUUACUCCUAACCAAAAGGAAACUAUCUUCUGUGUGUGAUCGACUAAAAAGAAGAGGUGAAGGGAAGGGAGGGAAAAGCAAUUGCUCUUUGGCUUUUUCUUCACUCAUUGCAUGUGAGGUGAAACAUUUCUCUGCAGUUCCUUCCUCCAUCUGUAAAGCACAACCUAACCCCCACGCCGAAGUAAUGCUAUUCUUGCACCGCCCUCUCUGUCUCUCUAUAUACAUAUUCAUUCACGCCGCCCCAAGUCUUUAAUCCAUUUCUCUUUCCGCAGCUAAUUAAGGAAACAUGGUAACCAGCGAAGAUAGGUCGGAGAUAGUGUUUUUCGACGUGGAGACAACCAUACCUACGCGAACAGGACAGAGGUAUGCACUGUUAGAAUUUGGGGCAAUUGUUGUUUGCCCAAGGAAGCUUGUCGAGCAACACAGUUACUCCACUCUUGUACGACCCUCCGACUUCUCCCUCAUUUCAACGCUUUCCGUUCGCUGCAAUGGAAUAACUAGAGACGCUGUCACUUCUGCCCCUUCAUUCGCUGACGUCGCCGACAAAGUCUUUGACAUUCUCCAUGGGAGGAUAUGGGCGGGCCACAAUAUAAUGAAAUUUGAUUGUCCAAGGAUUCGGGAGGCGUUUGCUGGAGUUAACAGGCCUGCACCAGAACCUAAGGGAAUAAUUGAUACACUUGCUUUGUUGACUGAGAGAUUUGGAAGGAGAGCUGGUAACAUGAAGAUGGCCUCUCUUGCUACUUAUUUUGGCCUUGGACAGCAAACACAUAGGAGUUUGGAUGAUGUCCGUAUGAAUUUUGAAGUACUAAAGUACUGUGCAACUGUCUUGUUUUUGGAAUCCAGCCUGCCUGACAUAUUAACCGAGAACAGUUGGGUGUCUCCAAAUGCUGCUAUAAGAUGUCGUACUAAUGGAAGUAUUUCGAAUGGGAUGGGCUUGAUUAUAGAUACACCUUCAUCGAGUAUCGAGAUAGGAAGUCCUAUGAAAUCUGUUGCAGAAGCUCACAUAGAAUCAGACAAUCCAAUAUUUCCACUUGUGAGCAGACAUGUGGAGGUACCAGAUCUUCUUGAAAUAAAUUCCUCUAGGCCUGACCCUUUUAACUUAGUCCAAUUCAGUGCGGAAGUAAGAGAAUCCAUUCAGUUAGAUGACAUGAAAGAUGAACCUGCUUCAGAUUCACGAGAUUCUUCUGCGUCAACUGCAACAGGGGGUUACAUUAGCUACACCGACUUCUUAGAACCAAAUAAAAUUUCAAUUUCUUCCAUCUCCUUAAGUCUUCGCCCCUUGUAUCGUGGAACUCAGAAGAUACAAAUCUUGCACAACAAUGGUGAGUUGCAAGUUUUCUCUAGAUGCCUGAAGGUGCGGUUUGGAAUUAGUACAAGGUUUGUUGAUUAUGCUGGUCGACCACGGUUGAGUUUUGUGGUGGAUGCAUCAUCAGAGCUAUGUCAACUUUUGGAUGCAAUUGAUAAUCUUGCUCAGAAAUUAAUCGAGGAUACAGGAAGCAUGUCAGAAUGGAGGCCUGUGGUCAACAGAAAGCCUGGCUUUAUGAACUGUCCUACCAUUCGUCUGAAUUUACCAACUGUGGUAGAUGGUAAUAUCUCCCGCUGGGUCACAGAGAUAUACCAGAAAGAGUCUUCCUCAACGCAGAAGCUCAUGUUCAGUAGGUUUGAUGUGGCAGAACUGGAUCCCUUGAUUAGUCCAGGGACUGUGUUGGAUGCAUACUACUCAUUGGAUUCAUAUGACUACCAACAGAUUGCAGGCAUCCGUCUGGUGGCUAAAAAGUUGAUUGUGUAUUCCUCCUGAGAGAUGAGGUGCCUUGUUGACUGGUAUAACUUAAUAGUUGUAAAAUUUGCUUCUAAUGUCUACUUUAUUUUGGACAUAGGAGAAGGCUGUAAAGUCUGACGAGAAUGAUAUUCAAAUUGUUUCACCUAAUAAUAAGUUGGGUUGUUUUUCA